Molecule: messenger RNA, 654 nt
Organism: Epithele typhae
Lineage: Eukaryota; Fungi; Basidiomycota; Agaricomycetes; Polyporales; Epitheliaceae
Exons: 1
Molecular function (GO): protein binding
Source: RefSeq, a predicted model, not a curated record
UGGAACUCCACCCUGUCCAUCAACCGACUCCCGCACGAGAUCCUCUCCGACAUUUUCGCUGCGAUUCCACGCCCGCCGGAAUUUCUGGAAAAAUACGUAGAACCGCGGGGGUGGCGCGAGAGGUUGAUGCUGGUGUGUCGUGAAUGGCGAGAUACGAUAGUGGGCACCCCGACGUUGUGGUCUUUGCUGUGCGUCUCCUCCACCAUGUCUAUCGACUGCCUCUCCCUUCGCCUCGCUCGCUCUGCAAACGCGGAUCUCAGGCUGUACUUUCUCACCGGGUACCACCAUAUAUGGACAGACGAAGGACUGGGGGUCUUGCGGCUCGUCGUUGCGCACUCCAAGAGGGUACGCUCGAUGGUCCUUCCAUGUCUCUCCCCAUCGCUCUGCACUCUCUUGGAAGACAACACCUGGCCGCUUCUUACUCACAUGCACAUAUCCAAUCCUCCACGGCGCGAUUCUGACCUUCACUUGAAACAUCUUCGGUUCCCCGAACUCGACCACCUCUCCCUCGCCGGGUCGCGUCUAUCACUUGACCCGCACCUCUUCCGUGUCAUCAAGUGGCUCAAGCUGUCCUCGGAUCGGACGUGGUCACCCGACGAAUUCUUUGCGAAAUACUCCGGCACCUCAUCUCUCCAGCUGAAAGAGUUGAUUAUC